UCUGAAUACCUGUGACACUACGGCUUUAUAGAGUUUCCUCCGAUGUGAUUAUCACUUUUUUCAUAAAUCCCUUAAACCUGUCGAGCCAACUAUCGAUUGUCAUUUCAUGGAUUAUAAAAAUCAUCACAAACCUUAGGACUGUGUUGUACUUAUAUGUAAAUCACAACAGGUAAAACGAAGCGUUGAUAUCCAAAGACGUCAAGACAACUGUUCAGUUAAUUAACCCAUCUAUUCGAUCCUGGGUGUUCCUUCCUCUUGUAAUAAUUACUUUCCUCUUUGGGGUUUUACGUCACUAUAUGACUAUUAUGUUUACCAGUGAGAAAAAGGGUGAACUUGAGAGUAUCGGUGAUAGUCAUGCUCUAAUCCGCAGCAGACUUUUACGUGAAAAUGGGAAAUUCUUGCCAACCAAAGCUUUCAAAAUGCGCAAAUAUUUCUUCAACGACAAAGAGCAUGGGUUUUUCAAAACUCAAAAGCGAGAAAGUCCAAUGAAUAAUCCAAUGGCUGACCCUUCAAUGGCAACUGAGAUGCUUAGAAGCAAUGCGCUGAAUAUGGUUCCAAUGAUUGUUAUUGGCAGCUGGAUCAACUGGGCUUUCUCAGGAUUCUUGACCACUAAAGUACCAUUCCCACUCACUUAUCGAUUUAAACCUAUGCUUCAAAGGGGGUGUGAGUCGCUCACUUCUCUGGAUGCAUCUUGGGUUAGCUCUGCAUCUUGGUAUUUUUUGAACAUAUUUGGCCUCAGGAGUAUGUAUGGCCUAGUACUUGGUUCAGACAACGCAGCUGACAACUCCAUGGUCUUGUCAGAUCACCAAGUACCUUCACCUCAAGCUCCACAGGAUAUGCAAAAGGCAUUCAAGGCAGAAUGGGAAGCAUUGGAGGUAGUUGAUCAUCAGUGGGCUUUAGCAGACUGUGAAACAAGACUACUGGAGAGGCUAUCUUAAUAUGUUCGAUUUUUCUUUGUAAAGUGUAAUUGUACUUUGUUUUUCGAAAGUUUUUUUUGUAAAAAAGUGGACAAAAUAUCAUCGCUUAAGUACAUGAGUGUAUUUUUAGGAAACAAUUUAAGAACU
Schistosoma turkestanicum is the source of this 1064-nucleotide messenger RNA. Lineage: Eukaryota; Metazoa; Platyhelminthes; Trematoda; Strigeidida; Schistosomatidae. The record is from the annotation of a GenBank genome assembly.